ACGGUUUUCCAGGCCGUCAAGCUCGGCAUUCAAGCGGCUGCACGGCUGCACGCAGCAGCGAUUGAGCACGUUUGAUUCCUCUGAUGCCAAGCUCUUAGGUGGCUGGCUGCAGAUUGUAUUGCUGGAACGCCUAUUGUUGUGGGUCGUGAGCACCAACGUGCGUGCCCCUUACGUCGUCAGCGGCCACAUCGCGGAAUGCGUCGCCUCAGCGGCAUGAGGGCGCUGCUGGCGCUCACUGCGGUUUGCGCAGUGGCAACUUGCACAGGCGCUGCUCGCCUCUACGGUUCGGACCCUGCCCACAAGCUCCUGCCUGCGCAGAAGGCCCGCGACUGCAGCGACAGCUCAGACGAGGUGUGCUCGCUGCCGGGUCUGAACGGCCCGCCGCACGUGCGCAUGCGGUCUGGCUACAUCACUGUCAGUGAGGUCAGCGACAGGCAGCUGUGGUACCUGGUGGCGGACCGCGAGCAGCAGGAGCAGGCGCAGCAGCACGCGGGUGGAGCGAAGGAAGAGGAGGCCUCGCCGGUGCUGCUGUGGCUGACGGGCGGUCCCGGCUGCUCCUCCCUGGACGCCUUUAUCUACGAACACGGCCCCUUCAAGUUCAGCUUCGCCGGCGAGCGGCAGGGGCAGCAGGGUCCGGGGCAGGCCGGCGGCAACAAGGCCCGCGAGGUGGUGAUUGAGCCCAAUCCCUACUCCUGGACCAAGGCCGCCACGGUCAUCUACGUGGACAGCCCGGCAGGUGCGGGCAUGUCGUACAGCGGGCGGCCUGAGGUGGACUACCACACCGACGACCAGUACACCGUUGCAGACCUGGUCACCUUUCUGGAGGGCCUGACUGAGCGCUACCCGGAGCUGGCCACUGCGCCCUUCCACAUCGCGGGCGAGAGCUACGCGGGCGUGUACGUGCCGCUGCUGGCUGAGGCGGUGGUGCGCGCCAACAAGCGGCGGAAGGCGGCGGGCAGGCCGCAGCUGGUGCAGCUGCAGGGCUACGCGGUGGGCAACCCCGUGACUGACGACGUGCUGGACGGCAACGGCCAGAUGACCUUUGCGGCGGCCAUGGGCUACGUGGACCCGCCCACCUGGGCCGCCAUGCGGGAGGCCUGCGCCGACAUGUUCUGGAACGCAACACAGGGCACGGCCUGCUACGAGCUGCAGGGUGUGGUCAAGGACGAGCUGUGGGAUCUCAACUGGUAUGAUGUGCUGGACACAUGCACGCACGUGCAAGGCCCCGCUCUGGCCGCCUCGUCCUCGUCUGCCCCCCGGGGUCAGCGCAGUGCCGCCGACCUGGACCGCCGCUUCCACUGGCCCUUCACCGCGCGCCUGGGCGGGGGUGAGGCGGCGGCCGACCUGCCUGCCCAGGAGGAGGCGGGGCUGGAGGCGGGCCGGCGCGGCGGGCGGCGGCUGUGGGGCCCCUGGCUGCGUCACGUCGCUCCCUGCAUGGACCGCAGGCUGGCUCUGGACUGGCUGAACCGGGCCGAGGUGCGGUCUGCGCUGCACGCCGCGCCCCUGGCCGCGCUGCCCGACUGGCAGCCCUGCAGCGACGUGCUGUACUACGCCAUGGACACGGCGGACCUGGUGCCGCUGCACGUGCGGAUGGCGGUGGAGGAGGGCCUGCGUGUGCUGGUGUACAGCGGCGACCACGACAUGGUGGUGCCGCACACCGGCACCACAGCCUGGCUGUACGGCAGGGCCAGCGGCGGCGGCAGGGGGCGGCUGGGCCGGCCGGACGGGCCGCUGCGGCCCUGGGCCCUGGGCGGCCAGGUGGCGGGCUGGACGGCCUCGUGGCCCGGGCCGGAGGGGCGGGCGGGCGCGGGGGUGCGCGGGCUGCGCUACGCCAGUGUGAAGGGCGCGGGCCACAUGGUGCCGCAGAGCAAGCCGGCGGCGGCGCUGGCGCUGCUGCGGGCGCACCUGGAAGGCACAGAGCUGUAGGCGGCGCACGUGCGUGGGAGGGCAGUGGUUGCGAAGGAAGUGGGGGCGAUGAGGCCUUUCGUGCGGGAUGACGGUGUGCGGUCUGUGAUUUUUGUGACAAUGUGGAGGUUCUUGUGAACAUACAUUUGCGAGGGUUAGUGUCAGUCUGCACGGCCGCGCAUGCCGUACGUGUGUCAAGCUACGGCAUAUGCAUGACCAGGAGUUGGCCGCGGUUGUGCCGCAGAGCCCGCUCAAUAUGAUCAGAUCCGGCUCAAAUAUUUCCGUGUGAAACGACGUGUGUGUGAACACUGUGUGAGCGCUGCGCGGCGAUGCCCCCAUCAGCCGGUGGCCCGGUGCAGGCAGCAGGAUGGACGCGGUGGGUGCAGCUUGGCGCAGUAUAGGUGCGAACGACACGCUGGAUGCGGGCCACACGUGGGGCUUCACGAGUAGGCAGUAGGCACUUUUUUAUUAUUUUCAGGUUUAGCUGGUUUCGGGCUUAGCUUUUGUGUUGGUGUGUUGCGUUAGUGUGUUAGCGCUGUGGGGUUGUGUGUGUGCGGGUCCGCGGCGUAGCGGCACGCCCCCGCACACACUCAGAGGCACUGCGCCACAGCUUGUGUCAUGCGCUGCUGCAGGCGCCAGGCCGAGAGCUGCAACACAGGGCGCUAGUUAUUAUUCCAUUCGUUCCAUUCGUGGUGCAGCAGUGGUGAACGUGUACGCCAGGCCUGCCUGGCAUUAUUGGCUUGAUAUUUGUGUUUGUGGGAACCUGCCACCUGCUCUUC
This is a messenger RNA of Chlamydomonas reinhardtii, 2684 nucleotides long. RefSeq lists its product as uncharacterized. NCBI's taxonomy places the organism in Eukaryota, Viridiplantae, Chlorophyta, Chlorophyceae, Chlamydomonadales, Chlamydomonadaceae. The record is from RefSeq and is a predicted model, not a curated record. The transcript has 11 exons. The coding region runs from base 196 to 1926 and encodes 576 amino acids. Gene Ontology annotation, molecular function: serine-type carboxypeptidase activity; acyltransferase activity, transferring groups other than amino-acyl groups. Gene Ontology annotation, biological process: secondary metabolic process; proteolysis.